AUGGGUUACGGUAAGAGAAAGGGUACCAAGGACGCUCGUAUGUCCGCUCAAGUUUUGUGGAUGAGAAGAUUGAGAGUCUUAAGAAGAUUAUUGGCUAAGUACAGAGACGCCGGUAAGAUUGACAAGCACUUGUACCACACCUUAUAUAAAUCUGCCAAGGGUAACUCUUUCAAGCACAAGAGAUCUUUAGUCGAACACAUCAUUCAAGCCAAGGCCGAAGCUUUACGUGAAAAAUCAUUGAAGGACGAAGCUGAAGCUAGAAGAUCUAGAAACAGAGCUGCUCGUGAAAGAAGACAACAAAGAGUCAACGAAAAGAGAGAAGCUUUAUUAAAUUAA
Debaryomyces tyrocola is the source of this 336-nucleotide messenger RNA. Lineage: Eukaryota; Fungi; Ascomycota; Pichiomycetes; Serinales; Debaryomycetaceae. The record is from the annotation of a GenBank genome assembly.